Messenger RNA from Fragaria vesca subsp. vesca, 880 nucleotides. Its product is annotated as NEP1-interacting protein 2-like. The coding region runs from base 40 to 750 and encodes 236 amino acids. The transcript is spliced from 5 exons. The record is from RefSeq and is a predicted model, not a curated record. NCBI's taxonomy places the organism in Eukaryota, Viridiplantae, Streptophyta, Magnoliopsida, Rosales, Rosaceae.
AGUCUGCCUCUUACUCUGUUCCUACUCAACACUUGAGUCAUGGCUAGUUUGUGUGAGGGAUUGUUUUCAGGCUUAUUGGAGGGUGCAUUGAGGUCUAAAGAGGUUGUUUCUUUGUGGGUUUUGACCACAAUUGAGGGUUUAGGAAGUGGAGCUUUGGUUGGAGUCACUAAGAGAGUUCUUCUUGCUGCAUUUACCUGCAUUCUUGCAGUAGGAGGAGCUAUAGUGGGAGCAAUACAUGGAGCCGUCAAAGGCCAGACAACAGAAACUGGGUUUGCUAUUGGAGCCGGAAUAGGCGGUAUGGCGGGGGCUGUUGCUGCCAUUCAACUUAUGGAUUUGGUAGUGGAUGGGCAGCCUUUGUCUAAGGUUGCUCUCUUAGGUGGGAUGGUAAAUGGGAAGGUGUUUAUGGAGUGGGUGAGCUCUGCACUGUUAAAAGCCUAUCAUUGGCAAGUUAGCACACUGGAGACUUACAGAGAGAUUUCUGAACUCUAUGAAAUCACUGGAGUAAGAGGGUUGCCCCAAGAAUGCAUUCAAAAUCUCCCUCGAAGUACAUUUUGUUCUGGCGAUGCCAUCGAGUCUUACAAUGAGUUCUGCUGCUCCAUUUGCUUACAGGAAUUGGAGGAUGGAGAGUAUACCAGAGAACUUCCCAUCUGUAGGCACUUGUUUCACUUGGCCUGCAUAGACCUAUGGCUAAGGCGACAAGGCUCAUGCCCUAUGUGUAGAGUACUUGUCGCUGACAACACAAGAUCAUAACUUGAUGGCUGCUGAAACUGGGACGAUUAUCAGAGGAAGUAAAUAUUUUGCAAUUCUGUUCAACACAGAAGAGCUUUGUACAUGUACCUAAGUAAGACUUUUUGUUAUCAUAUGAAUGUUCAUUUUCAGG